GCUGUCAGUCACGUGGGCCUAGUGGGCGGGGAGUAGAGUCAGCUGAGCUGCGGCCAUUUUGUGUGUCUGUGUCCGGUGACAGAAGAGUCCGGUGGGGCCCGAUCCCGUGCUCGGACAUGGCGCUCCGUAUGGUAAAGGGCAGUAUUGACCGCAUGUUCGAUAAGAACCUGCAGGACCUGGUGAGAGGGAUCCGCAAUCAUAAAGAGGAUGAGGCCAAGUAUAUUUCGCACUGUAUCGACGAGAUCAAACAAGAACUCAAGCAAGACAACAUUGCUGUGAAAGCUAAUGCCGUCUGCAAGUUAACCUACUUGCAAAUGCUGGGUUAUGACAUCAGCUGGGCUGCCUUCAAUAUCAUUGAGGUGAUGAGUGCCUCAAAGUUUACUUUCAAGAGAAUUGGAUACCUAGCAGCUUCACAAUGCUUUCAUGAGAGCACAGACGUUAUUAUGCUGACAACAAACCAGAUAAGAAAGGAUCUAAGCAGUCCUAAUCAAUAUGACACUGGUGUAGCCCUGACUGGGCUGUCUUGUUUUGUCACUCCAGACUUGGCCAGAGAUUUGGCAAAUGACAUCAUGACACUGAUGUCCCACACAAAGCCAUAUAUAAGGAAAAAGGCUGUUCUGAUCAUGUAUAAAGUGUUUCUCAAGUAUCCAGAGUCUCUGCGCCCAGCAUUUCCAAGACUGAAAGAAAAGUUGGAGGACCCUGAUCCAGGAGUUCAGUCUGCAGCGGUGAAUGUUAUUUGUGAACUAGCUCGUAGAAACCCCAAAAACUACCUGUCAUUGGCUCCGCUGUUUUUCAAGCUCAUGACUUCUUCUACUAACAACUGGGUCCUAAUUAAAAUUAUCAAAUUGUUUGGAGCACUUACUCCCUUGGAACCAAGGUUGGGAAAAAAAUUAAUUGAGCCUCUGACCAACCUUAUACACAGUACAUCUGCAAUGUCACUCCUCUACGAAUGUGUGAAUACUGUAAUAGCUGUUUUGAUUUCGCUGUCAUCAGGAAUGCCCAACCACAGCGCUAGCAUUCAGUUGUGUGUUCAAAAGCUGCGGAUUCUUAUUGAAGAUUCAGACCAGAAUUUGAAGUAUCUAGGAUUGCUUGCUAUGUCCAAAAUCUUGAAAACUCACCCAAAAUCUGUACAGUCCCACAAAGACCUUAUCCUCCAGUGUCUGGAUGACAAGGAUGAGUCAAUUAGAUUACGAGCCCUGGAUCUUCUUUAUGGAAUGGUGUCUAAGAAGAACUUGAUGGAGAUUGUUAAGAAACUAAUGAUUCAUGUUGACAAAGCGGAAGGAACUGCCUACAGGGAUGAAUUAUUGACCAAAAUUAUUGAUAUAUGUAGCCAGUCUAACUACCAGUACAUUACCAACUUUGAGUGGUAUAUUAGUAUUCUAGUAGAACUUACUCGUCUUGAAGGGACACGCCAUGGCCACCUCAUAGCUGCUCAAAUGCUUGAUGUUGCUAUUCGAGUGAAAGCUAUUCGAAUGUUUGCGGUGUCACAAAUGGCCACAUUACUUGACAAUGCUCACUUAUUGGCCAGCAACACACAGCGCAAUGGAAUCUGUGAAGUCCUUUAUGCGGCUGCCUGGAUUUGUGGCGAGUUUUCAGAGCACCUCCCAGAACCACAACAAACAUUGGAGGCUAUGCUGAGGCCGAAAGUCACUACUCUGCCAGGGCAUAUUCAGGCGGUUUAUGUCCAGAAUGUGGUUAAAUUAUAUUCUUGUAUGCUGCAGCGCAAAGAACAGGAGGGAGAUCAAGAAGCCGCACAGGAGAUUACACAGCUUAUGAUUGACAGACUACCCCAGUUUGUACAAAACGCAGACUUGGAAGUUCAGGAGAGGGCUUCCUGUAUAUUGCAGCUUGUCAAAUAUAUUCAGAAACUACAGGCAAAGGAGGUUCCUGUAGCUGAGGAAGUUAUGGCUUUAUUUGCUGGGGAACUUAAUCCUGUGGCUCCAAAAGCUCAGAAGAAAGUCCCUAUUCCAGAAGGUUUAGACUUGGAUGCCUGGAUCAAUGAGCCUCCUUCAGAUAGUGAAUCGGAAGAUGAAAAGCCUAAAGCAAUCUUUCAUGAUGAUAAACAGACGCAUGGGAAGUCAUCUCGUCCAGAGAUUGAUGAAGAAGAGUUGGCAAGGAGACGUGCUGUAAGGAAAGAAGAACAAGCCAACAACCCAUUCUACAUUAAAAGUUCUCCUUCACCACAAAAGCUUUAUCAGGAUUCACCUGGGGUUGAACAUAUACCUGUUGUGCAGAUUGAUCUUACUGUUCCCCUUAAAGUUCCAGGCCUGCCCAAUUCUGACCAAUAUGUGAAGCUGGAGGAGGAAAGGAGGACCAAACAGCGUAAAGAGAAGGAUAAGAAGAGGAAGAAAGAAAAAGACAAGAAAAGCGGAAAGACUCGGCGACACAAAUCUGUUCAUACGGAGAGUGAUGAGGACAUUGCCCCUGCCCAUCAUGUGGACAUCAUUACUGAGGAGAUGCCAGAGAAUGCCCUUCCCAGUGAUGAUGACGACAAAGACCCCAAUGAUCCCUACAGAGCACUGGAUAUAGAUUUAGACAAGCCUUUAGCUGACACAGAAAAACUUCCAGUACAAAGGCACCGAAAUGCAGACACCCUAAAAUCUCCUGAAAAUGAUGUCUCUAUGUUGGAGCAAAACGUUAAAAAGCACAGCAAGAAGGAAAAAAAACAUGAGUCUGAUAGAGUGAAGAAGAAAGAAAAGAAGAAAAGUAAAGAGAAAGAAGAGAAGACUAAACGCAAGAAAUCUACAACCAAGGAAGCCAGGGAAGAGGAAGCAGAGGUAAAGGACGAAGAAGCAAAAUCACAGAAAACAACUCCAACAGAUGACAUGGAUUUCUGGCUUGCUAGCUCUCAGAUGCCACCACAGGAACAGAACUCUUCCACCCAGAGCCUACCUGAAGUAAUUACAACAGGGGAAGAUCCAGAAGAGCUCCCAAAAACAGAAGAACAAGAAGAAAGACACCAAGAAGAGCCAGAAAAGAAAUCUCAUCGACACAAGAAGAAACACAAGAAGGAAAAGGAUGAGUCAAAAGAGGAUAAGAAGUCUCGAAAGAAGAAACAUCAUCACCACCGUCACCACAAUGAAUCUCAUGUGGAUGAACAUUCUGAGUCUGUUCAGAAUGGGACAUUGGAUGAAGAAGAGCCUCUUCCACCAAUGUCAAGUUACCAGCUUUUGGCUGAAAACAAAUAUAUUAAGAUGAUGUAUGACAUUCAAGGAGAUUUGCAAAAAGAGAGUCAGGUCACAGUAUCAAUCAUCUUAGAAAACCAAGGUCAAAGCUUCCUUAAAAACAUGGAGCUUAACGUUUUAGACUCCUUAAAUACCAAAAUGCAAAGGCCUGAAGGAUCUUCUGUACACGAUGGAAUACCUAUUCCUUUCCAGUUGCCUCCAGGUGUCUCAAAUGAAGCUCAGUUUGUGUUCACUGUUCAAAGUAUUGUAAUGCCCCAAAAGCUGAAAGGAACAUUGACAUUCAUAGUAAAGGAUGAGGAAGGAUCGUCCCAUGAAAAGUUAGACUUCAAAAUCAACUUCAGCUGUUCCUCUUAUUUAAUAAUGACCCCUUGCUACAGUGAUGCUUUUGCCAAGCUCUUGGAAUCCGGAGACCUUAAAAUGAGUUCCCUGAAAGUGGAAAAUACUAGCCUGUCUUUUCAUCAUCUGUUAACAAAAAUCUGCUUUUAUCACCACUUUACAGUGGUCGAGCGAGUUGAUUCUUGUGCAUCUAUGUACAGCCGGUCAAUCCAGGGACACCACACAUGUCUACUGGUAAAAAAAGGUGACAAGUCUAUAUCCAUUGAUGGAAAGUGCAGUGAAGCAACUCUCCUCAGCAGUCUUCUCAGUGAGAUCAAAGCAACACUGUCCGAAUCUUGAACAAGAGUGAAGCCUUUCCUCUCGUUUUAACCCCACCUCCUCUCUGCUCCUCCUGCAAGGCACACUCAGACAGAACUGAAAUGGAAAAACUGGCGCAUAACUGCAUGUUCAGGUCCCUCAUUUUUGCAGGAGGCCCAAUUUUACUGUCAUUUGGAAGUGUAAAGUUUUUUACUGUGCUUAAUUUUAUUAUCAAAUGCUGGCCCCUUAUUAAUAUUAUUAUAAUUUUUUUUAACAUUACCUAUGGAUAUCCCAAUGCAGCAGUUGAAAAGCAGUUUUAUUAAGUGUUCACAUUACAUAUUUAUACUGCCAAAACUGGUGGAUAUAGAAAUCUUAUUAUGAAUCUAGUUAGAUUUUUCUUCCAAUUUCAUCAUUGGAGGUUAAAUUUGCUAAUAUUGGGCUUCUGCCUAUGACUCCACCACAUCUUAAGAUGUAAGAAACCUAUUUGUAACAUUCGCUGUGGCUUGCACAGUAUCUAUGUAGCAGAUUACUGGACAACAGUGUUUACUAUUUGCAUUGAGUGGGUAACAGUAUUGAACUGCUUAGAGUGGCUGUCCAGCAUAGCACGUGGGCGAUGAAACACAACUUUUUGCCUUAUUUGCAGUUAUGCAUGAACUGCUUGUAAGAACAGCAAGACCUUUCAAUCUUGCAAUUUUGACCUAGCUUAAUAUCACUGUCUUACAUGGGAUCAUGUUUUGUUUUUGGGUCCUUUUGGGUUUUUCUCUGGGCCAGCAAGACAUUCCGAAGCAUAAAUUAUGAAUAGAAACUGGAAAUUCCAUAUUUUGUUUAUCUAUAGUGUCUUAUUCGUGUGUUUGUGGAUUUUUUUUGUUUUUUGUUUUUCCCUGUUGUGUGUUCACUCGGUUUAGUUAUGACUUUUAAGAGGGUCUCCUAUACUCAUGGUGCAAAGUGUGUGCUGUACAGUCUGCCUGAUCACAUACCGCUUUUACCUUCAUAGAAACCUAUGUAUCAUAAGAUUUGUGAAGAUAAAAGAUGUUGUGACUCAUAAAUCAUGUGAUGACCUAAAUAACUGGUGGUGCCUUAAUAUAACUUCCUAAAAUUAUGUUUAACCCGAAGGGAA
Molecule: messenger RNA, 4935 nt
Organism: Hyla sarda
Lineage: Eukaryota; Metazoa; Chordata; Amphibia; Anura; Hylidae
Gene: AP3D1
Product: adaptor related protein complex 3 subunit delta 1
Exons: 33
Coding region: 117-3860 (1247 amino acids)
Biological process (GO): synaptic vesicle membrane organization; synaptic vesicle budding from endosome; anterograde synaptic vesicle transport
Cellular component (GO): presynaptic endosome; endosome membrane; membrane coat
Source: RefSeq, a predicted model, not a curated record